AUGGAUCGUUCACCAAAACAUGCUUACUAUCCAACUAAACCUCAAUCACAAGAAGAAACAAUAAAUUCAAACACUGUUGAUUUAUUACCCGUACUGGUAGAUAUCAAUGAUAGUUAUAAAACUAUUCGUGAAUUAGGAUCAGGUACAUACGGUCGCGUACUACUCGCCUAUAAUCGUGAUCAACAACAACGAUGUGCACUUAAAAUUUUACCAAAAUCUACUACAAAAUUUCGUGAUUUUCAACGUGAAUAUAAUUAUUCACUAAUAUUGACAUCCCAUCGUAGUAUUAUAUCGACAUUUGAAACAUGUUAUCAAACACAAGAUUCAUAUAUUCUUGUACAAGAAUAUGCACCUCUCGGUGAUCUAUUCGAAUCAAUACCACCACAAAGAGGUUUACCAGAAAAACAUGCAAAGAUUAUUAUGAAACAAAUUGCAUCAGCUCUAGAAUUUAUGCACGAUAAAGGAUUGAUUCAUCGUGAUGUUAAACCAGAAAAUGUGAUGAUAUUUGAUGCUGAUUUUCAUAAAGUAAAACUCAUUGAUUUCGGUAUGACACGUAAAUGUGGUUCAUAUGUGAGACGACUUGUCGGUUCGAUUCCCUAUUCCCCACCAGAAGUUUGUGAAGCAACAACAAACGAUAUUCUCGUGACAUCAGCAAUGGAUAUUUGGGCAUUUGGUGUAUUACUAUUUUGUACACUAACAGGAAAUUUUCCAUGGGAACAUGCUCAAAUAACAGAUAUCUACUAUAAUGAAUUUUUAAUGUGGCAAAAACAUCAACGACGAAAAUUACCAUCACAGUGGUUCAGAUUUACACCAAGAUUAAUGAGAUUAUUUAAUAAAAUGUUAGAUCCUGUAUCUGAAAGUCGUUGUGAAAUAAGUGAAAUAUGUAAAUAUUACGACGAUCGUUGGAUUAGUGAAACUGUACGACGUCGUCCAUCACAUGAAGAUGAAGGUGUCGAAGAAGAUUAUUCGAGUGGCGGUUCAAUAAGUGGUACAGAUCUAGAAGAAAUAACAAAAAUGAUGAAAGAUUACGGUCUUGAUCAACAUAAUCAAAAUCAACCGCAUCUUCAUUCCUCGAUUGACAUUCCGGAUAUAAAUAAUCAAGCUUUAUCAGAUAAUUCAUAUUUUAUCAAAAAACAGCAUAAUAGUGAUGUAUUUUCUCAUCAUCAACAUAAAUAUAUAUCAUAA
This is a messenger RNA of Didymodactylos carnosus, 1185 nucleotides long. The record is from the annotation of a GenBank genome assembly. Lineage: Eukaryota; Metazoa; Rotifera; Eurotatoria; Philodinida; Philodinidae.